AUGUCAAGACGAUCAGACUCCAAACUGCCUUUGAGUGACAGGGCAAAACUGCCGUCAAAGAACACCCCAGUCACACCCACCAAAAAAAUCAACAAGAUAUCAGUAUCAGACAAAGGUUUCAGCAUAGGCGACAUUACCAAGAGGGAUACUAGCCCCGCAUCACCCAGUAGAAAUGGUAUAACCCGCUCACAUUGGAAACAAUCACAACUGCAAUCACAAAUUACUUGUAAAAUUUGUGGCAAGAGAUUAAAUGUCAAGAAUGGAAUUGUCAAUUGUCGCAAAUGUGGUGAUUUAUUUUGCAAUGAUCAUACUCAUUAUCGUGUCAAGUUGAGAAACCCCGUUGGCGAUGAAAGGAUUCCACAGUAUGAAUCUUCAAAAGAUGGGGUGUGGUGUCGAUGUUGUGAGACGUGUUUUGAACAGAGUAGAGUGACUGAAGUUAACAUACGAGAUCGGACAAAGGAGUUUAUCACCAAACGACAAGAACAAUUAGAUUUGAAUAAGUUGCAUCGAACAAAAGUACAGCGUAACUUUAUCAGGUUGGCGAAUUUGAUGGUAGAAAAGAAAAGCUCCCAACCAAAAUCCAUUUUAUCGUUAUUUCAAAAUGUUGAUGAUGAUGAAAAGAGUAUCACUGGAGCAAAUUGGGCCAUGGAUAGUAAUGUAACCAAUUGUACAAUUUGCUUUACAAAGUUCAACUUCUUAAUUAGAAAACAUCACUGCCGUCUUUGUGGAGAAAUAGUAUGUGAUGAUUCAAAUGGGGUACGACGUAAUUGUUCAAUGCAUGUUCCAUUAUCAGUUUUUGUUGAAAGACUACCCAAUUUAAAUUACUCAACCAAAUUUAAAGACGAAUUUGAUCUUCGUGACGAUGAACUACGGUUCAGAUGCUGUGUUAUUUGUAAGAAUUCAUUAUUACAUGAUUGGAAACGAGAUUAUGAUUCUAGUGAUUUCCACUAUGAAGAAAUUUUUGCCCUUUAUGAAGGGAUGCUUGUAAAGAAGCAAUAUAUUGAAAAGAUGAUGCCUGUGCAUGAAGGCGGAACAAGUACAGAAGAUGAAGCUAAAAUGGGUCACAAAUUGACUAUGAGUUUGAAAGAUUUGGAAAAUCUGAUUCUUUAUUUCAAGAAAAAGUUCUUUUACAAAGAGAAGGAAACAUUGUUAGUACGAGAAGAGUACCAACAGUAUAAUAGGAUCGUGUUGAAUAUUUAUCAAGGUAUGGGUACGUUUCUUCAUGAUAAUUUGGUGCAGUUCAAGGCGAUCAGCGAUAGAAAUAGGCCACAAGAAUUGACUCCACCAAAGGAAGAUAACGAGCCCAUGGUUCCUCGAUUGACAAAGAAGCAAAUACGCGAAUUGAGAGAACAGUUGAUGGUUUUGAAUGAACAGAAAUUUCUUGUUGAAAAUCAAAUACAGCAGUUUACUAAAGAUCGGAAAUUCGAUGAAUUGGAUUCGUUAAUUACCAAUAAGGAAGAGAUAUCGGAUACGAUAAGUCAAUUGGAGGAGGAAUUAGGCGAAUUUGGGUUCUAA
Molecule: messenger RNA, 1515 nt
Organism: Lodderomyces orthopsilosis Co 90-125
Lineage: Eukaryota; Fungi; Ascomycota; Pichiomycetes; Serinales; Debaryomycetaceae
Gene: PEP7
Product: Pep7p
Exons: 1
Coding region: 1-1515 (504 amino acids)
Molecular function (GO): metal ion binding
Source: RefSeq, a predicted model, not a curated record